Messenger RNA from Jaculus jaculus (lesser Egyptian jerboa), 5427 nucleotides. RefSeq lists its product as uncharacterized. The record is from RefSeq and is a predicted model, not a curated record. Gene Ontology annotation, biological process: DNA integration; proteolysis; virion assembly. NCBI's taxonomy places the organism in Eukaryota, Metazoa, Chordata, Mammalia, Rodentia, Dipodidae. Gene Ontology annotation, molecular function: nucleic acid binding; aspartic-type endopeptidase activity; RNA-DNA hybrid ribonuclease activity.
UCGCUGGUAUCUGGAUUUGUUGGUCUCAGUUGUGUGUGUUGUUGUUGUUGUUCUUUGUGUCUUUGUCUAUAGUUCUAAGAUGGGACAGACGGUGACGACGCCCCUUAGCUUGACUCUUGACCACUGGACUGAAGUUAAAUCUAGGGCUCAUAAUUUGUUAGUUGAGGUUAGAAGGAGACCCUGGCAAAUGUUUUGUGCCUCUGAGUGGCCAACUUAUGAGGUCGGAUGGCCAUCAGAAGGAACCUUUAAUUCUGAGACUAUUCUGGCCGUUAAAGAUAUUAUUUUUCAGAGUGGACCAGGCUCCCAUCCCAACCAAGAGGCUUAUAUCCUCACCUGGAAGGAUUUGGUGGACAACCCCCCGCCGUAGGUCAGGCCGUGGCUGAAUAAACCCAGGAACUCAAGCUCCAGAGUCCUGACUCUUGAAAAUGAAAAAACCUCUCCUCCCCCUCGCAUCUACCCUGAGAUCGAGGAACCUCCUCCGGCUUGGCCGGAGACUCAGCCUGCCCCCCCCCCUUAUCUAGUCCCGGGAGCUGAGAGAGGGCCUCUCGCCCCUCCCGAAGCUCCACAAAUGGGAGGGCCAGCUGCAAGGACGCGGAGCCGGAGAGAUGCUACCCCGGAGGGAGCAAAUGGAAUUGUAACACUGCCGCUACGCGAGGCAGGUCCUCCCAUGCUGGGGGGCCAACUACAACCCCUCCAAUAUUGGCCUUUUUCCUCUGCAGAUCUUUAUAACUGGAAAGCUAACCACCCCCCUUUUUCAGAGGAACCCCAACGCCUCACGAGGCUGAUGGAAUCUCUUAUGUUUUCUCAUCAGCCCACCUGGGAUGAUUGCCAACAGCUGUUGCAGACUCUCUUCACAACCGAGGAACGAGAGAGAAUUUUAAUAGAGGCCAGAAAAAAUGUCCCUGGGGCCGAUGGGCGGCCCACGCAGCUGCAACAUGAGAUAGACAUGGGGUUCCCUCUGACUCGCCCUGUUUGGGACCACAAUACGGCUGAAGGUAGGGAAAACUUAAAAAUCUAUCGCCAGGCUCUGGUGGCGGGUCUUCGAGGUGCCUCCAGAAGGCCCACCAAUUUGGCGAAGGUAAGAGAGGUGAUGCAGGGGCCAACGGAGUCUCCCUCAGCGUUUCUUGAGAGGCUCAUGGAAGCAUUUAGGAGGUUCACACCCUUUGAUCCCACCUCUGAGAUUCAAAAAGGCUCAAUAACAUUAGCUUUCAUAGGACAGUCAGCUCCUGAUAUCAGAAAGAAACUUCAGAGAUUGGAGGGAUUACAGGAAGCUGACUUGCGUGACUUAGUAAAAGAGGCAGAAAAGGUAUAUUAUAAAAGGGAGACAGAAGAGGAAAAGGAACAAAGAAAAGAAAGAGAGAGAGAAGAACGUGAGGAGAGACGUGAAAAAGAGAGAGAAGAAAGGGAUAGGCGCAAUAGAAGACAAGAGAAAAAUCUGACCAGGAUCCUGGCCACAGUGGUAGAAAAAAAGGGAGAAAGGGAGAAAAAUUUUCAAAAGUUUAGGACAGGCCCUAGGCAGAUAGGGAACCUGGGCAACAGGACCCAACUUGAUAGAGAUCAAUGUGCCUAUUGCAAGGAGAAAGGACACUGGGCAAGAGACUGCCCUAAGAAGAACAGCAAAAGACCUAGGGUCCUAACCCUUGGAGAAGAUGAAGUCUAGGGAGGACGGGGCUCGGAGCCCCUCCCCGAGCCCAGGGUAACUCUGAAGGUGGAGGGGAAGCCAGUCAGAUUUCUCGUGGACACUGGGGCUGAACAUUCAGUGCUUUUGGAACCAAUGGGAGGGAUAAAAGAUUAAAAAUCCUGAUUUCUGGGUGCUACUGGACAACGGCAAUAUUCAUGGACUACCUGAAGAACCAUUGACCUGGGAGUGGGACGGGUAACCCACUCAUUCUUAGUCAUUCCUGAAUGUCCAGCGCCCCUCCUUGGAAGGGACUUAUUAACCAAGAUGGGUGUUCAAAUUUCUUUCAAAUCAGAAAAACCAGAAGUGUCUGCUGGAGGUCGACCCAUCACUGUGUUGACCCUCCAGCUAGAUGAUGAGUAUCGAUUAUACUCAUCCCCGGUAGAGCCUGAUCAAGACCUAAAGCCCUGGUUAGAACAAUUUCCCCAAGCCUGGGCAGAAACUGCGGGCAUGGGCUUGGCGAAACGAGUACCCCCACAGGUCAUUCAACUAAAAGCCAGUGCUACACCGGUAUCAGUCAAACAAUAUCCCAUGAGCCGAGAGGCCCGAGAAGGAAUUCGGCCCCAUAUCCUAAGACUGAUUCAACAAGGUAUUCUGGUAUCAGUUCAGUUCCCCUGGAACACUCCCUUACUGCCAGUUAGAAAACCCGGAACCAAUGAUUACCGCCCAGUACAGGAUUUGAGAGAAGUCAAUAAAAGAGUACAGGACAUACAUCCAACUGUCCCAUACCCUUACAACCUCCUUAGUGUUCUCCCACCAGAGUGGAUUUGGUAUACAGUGUUGGAUCUAAAAGAUGCUUUCUUCUGCCUAAGAUUAUAUUUGGACAGCCAACCUCUUUUUGCCUUUGAAUGGAGAGACCCAGACACAGGAAGGACUGGGCAGCUCAACUGGACCCGGUUGCCCCAGGGAUUCAAGAACUCCCCAGCCAUCUUUGAUGAAGCCCUACACAGGGACCUAGCCAAUUUUAGAGUUCAACACCCACAGGUAACCCUCCUUCAAUAUGUUGAUGACUUACUCCUGGCAGGAGCUACCCAACAGGACUGUCUAAAAGGUACAAAAGCAUUACUACUGGAGAUGACUGACCUUGGUUACCAAGCCUCGGCUAAGAAGGCCCAAAUAUGCAAAAGAGAGGUAACAUAUUUGGGGUACUCCUUGCAGGAUGGACAAAGUUGGUUGACAGAGGCACGAAAGAGGACUGUAGUACAAAUACCGCUCCCAACUAUGGCCAGACAAGUUAGAGAGUUCCUGGGGAUAGCUUGGUUCUGCAGACUAUGGAUCCCAGGGUUUGCAACCCUAGCAGCCCCCCUCUAUCCACUAAGUAAAGAGAAAGGAAAAUUCACUUGGACCUCUGAACACCAGGGGGCAUUUGAUGCCAUCAAGAAGGCACUAUUAAGUGAGCCUGCCCUAGCCCUCCCUGAUGUGACUAAACCAUUCACCCUUUAUGUAGAUGAGCAUAAGGGGAUAGCCCGGGGAGUCCUAACCCAAUCCUUAGGGCCAUGGAGAAGACCCAUUGCCUACCUAUCAAAGAAACUUGACCCUGUGGCUAGUGGAUGGCCUAUAUGUCUAAAAGCCAUAGCAGCAGUGUCCACGUUGAUUAAAGAUGCUGAUAAACUAACCCUAGGGCAGAAGAUAACUGUCAUUGCCCCCCAUGCCCUGGAGAGCAUUAUCCGGCAACCCCCAGACCGAUGGAUGACUAACGCCCGUAUGACUCACUACCAGAGCCUGCUCCUCACCGACAGGAUAACGUUUGCCUCUCCUGCAAUCCUCAACCCCACUACUCUUCUGCCUGAAGAAACUGAUGAGACAGUGACUCAUGACUGUCACCAACUGCUGGUUGAGGAAACUGGGAUCCGAAAGGAUCUCACAGAUGUCCCACUGACUGGAGGAACAUUAACCUGGUUCACGGAUGGAAGCAGUUACAUUGUAAAAGGUAAGAGGAUGGAUGGGGCGGCAAUAGUAGACGGGACACUAACAAUCUGGGCCAGCAGUCUGCCAGAAGGAACUUCAGCACCAAAAGCUGAGCUCAUAGCCCUCACACAGGCCUUACGACUAGCUGAAGGAAAGUCUGUGAACAUCUACACGGAUAGCAGGUAUGCUUUUGCUACUGCACAUGUACACGGGGCCAUCUACAAACAGAGAGGGCUACUUACUUCAGCAGGGAAAGAAAUUAAAAACAAAAAAGAAAUUCUAAGUUUGCUAGAAGCCCUACAUCUACCCAAAAGACUGGCCAUUAUACAUUGCCCUGGCCACCAAAAAGCCAAAGAUUUUAUCUCCAAAGGAAACCAGAUGGCUGACCAAGUGGCCAAGCAGGCUGCCCAGUGGGUCAACCUUCUGCCCAUAAUUGAGAAACCAAAGAACCAAAAAAGUGAGCAACGAUAUACCCCAAGUGACUGGCAAGAAGUCAGAAAGUUGGGCCAGUUCUCUGAAACUCCAGAAGGGGCCUGUUUUACCCCAGAGGGAAAAGAGAUUCUACCUCAAGCAAAGGGACUAGGGUACGUUCAACAAAUACACAGCCUGACCCAUCUGGGAGCCAAACAUCUACAAAAACUGCUGCAGACGUCUCCUUACCACAUUCUGAGGUUGCCAGAGAUAGCUGGCUUAGUAGUCAAGCAUUGUGUACCUUGCCAGAUGGUCAAUGCUAAUCCCUCAAGAAUGCCUCCUGGGAAGAGGCUAAGGGGAGACAGCCCAGGUGCUCACUGGGAAGUGGACUUCACCGAGGUAAAACCGGCUAAGUAUGGUAAUAAGUAUUUACUAGUUUUUGUAGACACUUUUUCAGGAUGGGUAGAGGCUUAUCCUACCAAGAAAGAAACCUCAACCGUGGUGGCUAAGAAAAUACUGGAAGAAAUUUUCCCAAGAUUUGGGAUACCCAAGGUAAUAGGAUCAGACAAUGGUCCAGCCUUUGUUGCCCAGGUAAGUCAGGGACUGGCCAAAGUAUUGGGGAUUGAUUAGAAAUUACAUUGUGCAUACAGACCCCAAAGCUCAGGACAGGUAAAAAGGAUGAAUAGAACCAUUAAAGAGACCCUCACUAAAUUGACCGCAGAGACUGGCGCUAAUGAUUGGAUAGCUCUCCUACCCUUUGUGCUCUUUAGGGUUAGAAACACACCUGGACAAUUUGGACUGACCCCCUAUGAAUUGCUAUAUGGGGGGCCUCCUCCACUGGCAGAAAUAACCUCUAUACAUAGUAUUGAUGUGCCACUUUCCCAGCCUUUGUUCUCUAGGCUCAAGGUGCUCGAGUGGGUGAGACAACGAGCGUGGAAGCAACUCCGGGAGGCUUACUCAGGAGAAGGAGACUUACAGGUCCCACAUCGCUUCCAGGUGGGAGAUUCGGUCUAUGUCAGACGUCACCGCGCAGGAAACUUUGAGACUCGGUGGAAGGGCCCCUACCUCGUCCUACUGACUACUCCAACGGCCGUGAAAGUUGAAGGAAUACCCGCCUGGAUCCAUGCAUCUCAUGUCAAGCCUGCUCCGCCACUGGGCCCCGAAUGGCAAGCCGAGAGGACAGACAAUCCCCUUAAACUCAGGCUUCACCGUGUGGCUUCUCCUUCUCCAGCUAGGUGAUGCCUCCAAUCCCCAUGCCCCCCAAAAAUUGACUUGGCAAGUGCUUUCUCAAACGGGGGAUAUAAUAUGGACUACAACUAAGGAAGCGCCUCCCUGGACUUGGUGGCCUGUCCUGACCCCAGACAUCUGUGCCCUGGUAGCUGGGAUAGAAUUUUGGGAUAUCCCAGAGCUCACCCCAGAGGAGGUCUCUA